UGGCGGUAAUGUCCCUCCUCGGACACCGUAGUUGCACGCAUGGCCUGCAGGGAUCAUGUUGAAGGUGACAGGUAGUGGUGCCAUGCCGGGAGCGCUGACUUUGUUACCGACCACCGUCUCCGCCGCUGCCGGUGCCGGUCCCGAAGGGCAGGAGGAGACCGCCCCGUUGCUCCGGGAUGAGCUGUCUCUGUACCCCGCUGCUCCCCUGCAGCAGAGCCGGUAUGUGGAGCCUGAAGCCGGUCAGCUGGAGGAGAGUGUCGCCACCCUCAGGAAGGUAUUAGAGCCGUACACGGACUGGUGUCGGGGCACGUACAGCCGAAUUAAACCCAAAGUCCAGAGCGCCGUCCGGUUCGGGAACGACACCUACAGCUACUUGAAGGACCCGCCGAAGGACUUCUAUCCCCGGGCGGGAGUCAUCGGCUUCACCGGUGUCCUGGGGCUCCUCCUCGCCAGACGCUCCCGGGUUAAGAGGCUCCUCUACCCGGCGGGCCUGGUGACCGUGAGCGCCUCCCUCUACUACCCGGAGCAGGCUGCGGCCAUCGCAAAGGCAACCGGAGACUCCGUGUACGACCGAGCCGUGCGGAGCUACGCUGCCGUGGAGAAGAUAGUGAAGCCCGAGAAGAGCCCGGACUCAGACCCCAAACCCUAAAGGGAUCCCUCAGUGUGGUUCUUACAACAGAGCAAUAAUAAAUCCGCUUUUCUCGGAUACUGUAGAUUGAUUGACAUGUGCUACCAAGACAGGAUUUAAACGCGUGUGACUUUCUCAUGCCCACUUUUUUUGCACUAUUGCUUCAAAUGUAACUCAGGCCGGGCAUGGCCUGUCACAAGGGCUCUGCCACUUAACUGAUUCACUGCUGCGUCUGAUUGAAUGUAUAUUUAUGUAGAGAAUUAAUAAAAAUAAACUGUCUUACAGGCA
This is a messenger RNA of Morone saxatilis (striped sea-bass), 916 nucleotides long. Its product is annotated as MICOS complex subunit MIC26-like. The record is from RefSeq and is a predicted model, not a curated record. Bases 56 to 649 code for a protein of 197 amino acids. The transcript has a single exon. Gene Ontology annotation, cellular component: MICOS complex. NCBI's taxonomy places the organism in Eukaryota, Metazoa, Chordata, Actinopteri, Moronidae. Gene Ontology annotation, biological process: cristae formation.